Dinoponera quadriceps is the source of this 2088-nucleotide messenger RNA. Its product is annotated as ankyrin repeat domain-containing protein 13D. Lineage: Eukaryota; Metazoa; Arthropoda; Insecta; Hymenoptera; Formicidae. Gene Ontology annotation, molecular function: protein binding. Gene Ontology annotation, cellular component: cytoplasm. The record is from RefSeq and is a predicted model, not a curated record. Bases 123 to 1952 code for a protein of 609 amino acids. The transcript has 13 exons.
CCGAUAGUCGUCACUCGCUUAAUAUCAUGUAUCCCGCUGUCAAAAUUUCGUAUCGUGCGUUUGGCUUGUGGUAUUUGUUACAAUAAGCCUGUUGUAUGUGACGUCAAUCAAAUUUUGUAGAAAUGGUGAAUAUAGAUACCAUACGAAAAAAUUAUCCACUGCACUGGCUCGUUUGGCAUAACAGCUAUGUAGAACUCGACAAGGAACUAUCCACAAAUCAGCAUGAUAUAGAAAAACAUGACAAUCGUGGAAGGACACCAUUAAUGCUGGCAGUAACUUUGGGUCAUACAGAUUCAGCUAUAGUGCUACUGCAUCAUGAAGCCAAUGUUAAUACAGAGAAUACUCAAGGAUGGAGUGUUGUUCAAGAAGCAGUUGGUACAGGAAAUCCUGAACUGCUGCAAAUGGUGCUAGCCCGAAGAGAUUACCAGAGAUACUGUAAUCGAGUGGCUGGUAUACCAGAAUUGCUCCAUAAACUUAAACAAGCGCCUGAUUUUUAUGUAGAAAUGAAAUGGGAAUUUACAAGUUGGGUUCCACUCGCAUCUCGGAUGUGUCCAAGUGAUACCUACAAAGUUUACAAGCAAGGUAGUAAUGUGAGGAUUGACACUACUCUAUUAGGUUUCGAUCAUGCAAAUUGGCAACGUGGAAAUCGUAGUUAUGUCUUCAAAGGACAAAACGACGGAGCGACGAUGAUGGAAGUAGACCAUGAGACAAGAAAAGUGUACGUUGAACAUAUGAAACUUAUAGGAGAUGAUAAUAUACAAUUAAUGGAACCUUCUGAGGAAGGCGUGAUAGCUCGUCUUACCAAUCCUAUAGUUACAACAUACAUAGACACGGAUAAAAUUAGUUUUGAACGCAAUAAAGCAGGUCUAUGGGGAUGGCGUUCUGACAAAAGUGAGAUAAUAAAUGGUCACGAAUGUAAAGUUUUUAGUGCGAGCAACGUGGAAUUAAUAACUAAAACUCGGUUAGAACACUUAUCCGAAGCGGAUAAAGCAAGGGCUCGAGCACCAAAAACGCCUUUACAGUCGUUUCUUGGUAUCGCAGAGCAGCAGCAAGAGAACUGCAGUGCUGUCACCACUAGUAGUGAAGAAUAUAAUAACAUAGGUAAUCCUUCCAACAUCACUGCUGAGGAAUACUUCGAUUCCAAUAUUGAUUUAAAUGGAAGGGACAUAGGUAGACCCAAGGAAGUUAAUACAAAAAUACAGAAAUUUAAGGCAACUUUAUGGUUAAGCGAGGAAUAUCCGUUAAGUCUUCAAGAACAAAUAAUGCCAAUUGUAGAUUUGAUGGCUAUAUCUAGUUCACAUUUUGCAAAAUUAAAAGAUUUUAUUCAAAUGCAACUUCCAGCCGGUUUUCCCGUUAAAAUUGAAAUUCCAUUAUUCCAUAUUCUCAACGCCAGGAUAACUUUUGGUAAUAUAUUCGGCUUAGAUCAAGAAGUGCCCCAUGUAGGUCACUUGCAAGAAACUAAUCGUAUAACUUGUUUAGUUGACGAUAUUUGUUUUGAAGCCCCCAGUGGAUAUGUCAAAUUAGGUGCGGAAGUUAGGACACAAUUUAGUAUCGAAGAAGAGGACGAUUUGUUACAGUUCGCUAUUCAGCAAAGUCUUUUGGAAGCCGGCAGCGAACGUGAUGAGGUUGAUAUAUGGGAAGCGUUAAAAGCUCAAAAGCCAUCCAGACCAACUACACCUAAUAUGAGCUCUGAAGAGGAAAGGCAACUUCAGAGGGCAAUUCAAGCUAGUUUAGUCCUAUAUCAAGAAACUACAGCAGGAUCGGCUGAAGGUACUGCGAAUUCGGCUACUGUAAACGAGAAUGAAGAUAGUGAUUCUCUUGAAGGCGCAGCGGAACAAUUGAGACUAGCGUUAAAACUUUCCGAGCAGCAGCAAAUAGAAGAAGAGCAACGGCGAUUGCUGGAAGAGGAAACGUUCCGCCAAGUGUUGGAGCUGUCUUUAACAGACAAGUAAACUUCCAGAUAGAUAGAUAGAUAGAGAGAGAGAGAGAGAGAGAGAGAGAGUGCGCGUGUGUGUAUGCGUGUGUGUGUGUGUGUGCGCGCGCGUAUGUGUGUGAAAUAGCAAUGGCAAAUAAAUUCAUUGAAGUAUA